Suillus clintonianus is the source of this 993-nucleotide messenger RNA. RefSeq lists its product as uncharacterized. The transcript has 7 exons. NCBI's taxonomy places the organism in Eukaryota, Fungi, Basidiomycota, Agaricomycetes, Boletales, Suillaceae. The record is from RefSeq and is a predicted model, not a curated record. The coding region runs from base 1 to 993 and encodes 330 amino acids.
AUGGUUUCAACAGGGAUGCCGUUGGAUGCCGCUUGUUUACUUGCAAUGGCGCUGGAAGGCAUUCUAUACGGCUUCUCAGUCCUCAUGUUUAUGGGUACCAUCUAUUCUUUAACAUACGAACAACGCAUGCAGGACAUAAAUCGCCGAAUGGCCGUGGUGGCCAUCCUGCUGUUGAUACUGAGUACCGGGCACAUCGUCGCGAACAUCAUUCGUAUGGAAAAUGGGCUAGUGAAGUAUCGCGACACAUACCCAGGCGGGCCGGUGGCAUACUUCGCAGACCCUAGCCAGAACAUUUUUGCUGUCCUGCAUGCGUUUUACCUCCUACAAACUCUACUGGCUGAUGGGGUAGUGAUCUAUCGCUGUUAUGUUGUGUGGCGAUCAGGCUGGAUUAUAAUCCUACCAAGCCUGUUGUGGUGCAGUGCCGCAGCUACUGGUAUUUGUGUGGUCUACACCUAUCUGGAAGUCACAAGUACCUCCGGAAACUUCUACGCCAACGUGGUUGGCCAACCUACUCAGUGGGUUGCGGCAUUCUUUGCCUCGACUAUGGCAACGAAUGGAUUGAGUUCAGGAUUACUCGCAUAUCGCAUCUGGAUGAUUGAAAAGAAAAUCUCUGUAACUCGCGCUACGAAGGGCAAUUUGAUGCCAAUAGUGCGCGUGCUUCUGGAUGCCGCUGUUUUGUACACUGUGGUUCUCUUCAUCGCACUAAUAUGUUACCUGCUCUCGAACAAUGGAGAGGAACCCGCGCUGGAAAUGAUCACGCCGAUCAUAUCCAUUGCCUUCUACAUGGUCCUUAUUCGCAUCGCAAUCAACAGAGAGAAUUGCACAUAUACCGCGACCAAUGAGACGAAACUAAGCACUUUGCAGCAGUAUCCUAUGCAGGUUCAUGUAUCCGAAUAUACGCGCAGUGAUGAUACCCCAUCAUACGGAAUAGGGAAUGAAGACCAGCCAUCGACAUCGACGGAUGAGUCUAGAAAUGGGUCCUUGCAAGCAUAA